Molecule: messenger RNA, 4792 nt
Organism: Rhipicephalus sanguineus (brown dog tick)
Lineage: Eukaryota; Metazoa; Arthropoda; Arachnida; Ixodida; Ixodidae
Product: tyrosine-protein phosphatase non-receptor type 1
Exons: 9
Coding region: 171-1574 (467 amino acids)
Biological process (GO): protein dephosphorylation
Molecular function (GO): protein tyrosine phosphatase activity
Source: RefSeq, a predicted model, not a curated record
AACAAAACAAGAGCGUGCUCUCAUGCGGUGCUUGCAUGGCGAUGUUCGGUGUCCCUUGAGAGCAGCGAGGCUCGCAGCCUGCACGUUUGUAGGUGUUAUCUUCAAUGAUGAUCAUUGUGUGCAGGGAUGUCUUGAUUGCCGUGUGUCGCAGGUAACGUGCCUGAAAACUUAUGUUCAGGAUGGAACAGGAGUUUCAAGAAAUAGACUCUAAAAACUCUUGGAAUUCAGUCUACCAGAAGAUCAGACACAAGUCCAACAGCUAUGACUACACGUGCAAAGACGCACGGCGAAUGGAUAACAAGAGCUUAAAUCGGUACCGAGAUGUAAAUCCAUAUGACCACAGCAGAGUGAUCUUAAAACGAGGCGACAAGGAUUAUAUUAACGCCAGUCUGGUUAAAGUGAAGGCAGCUAAUCGCACCUACAUUUUAACUCAGGGACCUUUACCGACAACUACAAGCCAUUUUUGGCUCAUGGUCUGGGAGCAACAGACUAAGGCCAUUUUAAUGCUUAAUCGUAUCAUCGAGAAAAACACUGUAAAGUGCCAUCAGUACUGGCCGAUGAGCCAGGAUGAAGAGCUUGUGCUCACUGGGGUAGGACUCAAAGUGGCCUUUCUCGGGGAAAAGCCAGCAACCAACUACACCGUCCGGGAACUGAUGCUCACCGACCUUGAGAGUGGGCAGAAGCGUGUGGUACUGCAUCUGCACUAUACGACCUGGCCCGAUUUUGGGGUGCCUGAGUCUCCAGCAGCGUUUUUGGCCUUUCUGCAAGCUGUUCGGGAGUCUGGGGCAUUGGAUGUUGAUGUAGGGCCACCUGUGGUGCAUUGCAGUGCAGGCAUCGGCCGUUCGGGGACCUUUUGCCUGGUGGACUCUUGUCUUGUACUGAUUGAAGCCAAUGGGGGCCGCCUUGACCGGGUGGACGUGCAGGAAGUGCUGCUGGAGAUGCGCAAGUACCGCAUGGGUCUGAUCCAGACACCAGACCAGCUGCGCUUCUCCUACCUGGCCAUCCUGGAGGGCGCUCGGGCCUUGUCCUGCUGCCAGCAGAAGGAUGCCCACCCCACAGUGGAUGAGCGGGUGAUAAACCGAAGCCCUGAGCGCAAUGGUAUCACUGAGGAGAGCUCUGAAUCUGAAGCAACCGAUUCUUCAGAUGAUGAGGAUGAAGGUGAUGAUGAGGACACGGUUGGUGGUGGAAAAGAUGCCAGUGAGAAUGGUGAAGGCAGCAGCAGGCUCCCAACUGGGGCUGGUGACUCUCCACCGCCACUGCCACCUCGGCUCAAGCGUUCCUCUGAGGAGAACUCAAACAGUUCAAGUGAAGCAAAGGAUCUUCCAGCAGGUGAACCUGGUGCAAAGGAGACACCUCCAAGGAAAAGCGCCGGAGAGGAGGCAGAGUUGCGCAGGCGGCAACGACGCGAGAGGGUGGAGCGCACAUCACAGAUGCUGCAGCGUAUGCGGCAGAAGCAGCGCUCUUCAGAAGCCUGGGUCCAGCGAGGGCGUCUGCUGAAGCGCGUCUCUAUUGGCCUUGUUCUCCUACUGGGAACAGGUGUGCUGGUCUACAAGUACUACGACUCUGGCAAAUAGCUUAGCAGCUUUGCAAGAUAAGUCACACAUAGUUGAUGGGCAGGAUUGGUGGUUAAACACCUCAGAUACCAACCACAAUGCUGUUUUGGCCAAUGUCCAUGCAACGUGCAAAAAUAGGUUGCUAGUAAGACCAAAUGAAGUGUGACUGAACCUGUUGAAAAGGGCAGCAUCACUGGAAACACAUCUACAUUUUCAUCGACUGUUCAUCGACCAUCUUGUUGUCUGUUAGGACUUUUGAGGGCGCACUUUAGGCAAUUGAAGUGAAGUUUACAUGUCUUCACAUUUCUUCUUAUUGGAUCUCAUCUAAACAACACAUUGUUCAGUGCAUAGCAAUUGUCAUGCCCUCAUCUGUUGUAAACAUGCAUUCUUAGUUAUCGUGCUUGGCGAUAUUGUUCGUUUGAUUAAAGCAUCCUCCCAAUUUUUGAAGCUUUGUGGGUGCACUCCCCUGAUUAAAGUUUUCGAUAAAGCUUACUUAGGUGAGUUGUGAUCAGUCCUAACUAUUAAACUCACCAUCUUUUAACCAGUGUUGCCUUAGUGUGGUUUAAAGCUCAGGGCAUUUAUUUGGAUGUAUGCUGUUUUUGUCAUCUAAGGUAUCUGGUGUUCUUUGUCGUUUAUGCAUAAAUUUAAUCUAUGGCCUAGUUGUUGCUGCGUGUAAACUUUGCUAAGCUCAAGGCCAUAUACAAAUGUGACAUUUGAUUGUAUUGAGAACUCAUAUACAUUGUCCUAAAAAUCGAGAACCAGUGGUCAGUCAAUUGAUAGGGCUUUAUUCAUAGCCCUGUGUUGAAUAAAUGGUGUUUCAAGGAACUUUCAUGCUGCAGUUCAGUGUACUGGGCUGUCAGAAGUUUCAAAUUCAUUCAUUUUGCUUUUGUAAUUGUUCUGUCUGGCUUGUUACUUCUUAUUUUGUAGGGUCGGUGCUGGCCUCCACUGUUGAGGCAUGUGCUUUGUAUGAAAAUCGGAAGUAUUGAAGCUUGCUGUAAGGAGCUAAAAAUUUUUUUUUAUUGUGCACCAAAACUGUCAAAUGUUUCAAAUGCCAUGCUUACCAUUUUAUGCUUAUUGCUUUCUUGUAUAUUUUGUGUUUUACUGCUGUGUGUAUUUUCAACUAGGCCUCUUUGAAAAAUGUCACCAUUUUCUCAAGCCCUUAGAAAGCGAACGGUAGUACCAGGGUUUGAUUACCACUUGUGUUUUUUUUAAUCACAUGUGUACUUCCACUUUGGCAGCCUGGUAGCAAGGUGCUUUGCUUUUGGCAUUUUACAUGCUGGAUGUUCUCAUGCACUGUGCCUCCUGUGGAGGUAGAUGCCACAUCUAUGUAGAAAAUGUUUCCUUCUAUUCUUGUGACUUUUGGGGAUUAGUUUAUCUUACAAUAUUGCAUACUGGUGACAGGUGCUAUGCUGUACAGUGCAUUACAACACUUAGUAAUGUGGAUGACAGCUGUUCUCAUGCAAUAUUUUGGAAUCACCGAUUUGUCCUGCAACAGUUACUGAAAACAAGAGUAAUAAGUUCAUCUUCUGAAGCAUUCUGAGGUGUAAUUCCUUUUUCUGCUUUCUUUCUUUGUUUUUGUUUUUUUGUAGCAUCUGCUGUAGUCUGGUGUUUACACAAUGUCAGUCAGUUGCACGAUCUUCUUGGAACAGCAGGUGUUUGAAGGCAGCUGAAUGAUUUUUUUAUGCUGCUUAAGUUGCUUGCUGCUGUUUGUUCUUCUGUUAACACUGGUUAGUUACUUACACAAGCUAUCCCACCUCCUUACAAUUCAACGGUUGCUUUGAAAGCAGCAUCGAUUUUUUUCUGUACGACUACUUGAGCUUCUUUUCACUUCACAUCUGCAUAUGUGGUGCACACCAUUUUUAAUGCAUGUCAUUGUUCUGGAAGGGUUAUUGUCACAGAAAUGGGUGAUUUGUGCGUUUUAACGGGCCUAUUUUUGGGCUUUUAACUUUAAACUGCAAGCUAUUUGUCAGAAAAUGGUUAAAAAAUAAAUGAACACUGCAGUGCCUAAAAGAGUUCUGUAUUUUCAGAUGUUUGUCUAGAGAGCAGAGAAACCUGAUGGGUUUGUAAAGCCAUUGUAAAAAAGAUUGUGCUGUCACAUUCAUUUGAACGAUUGUUUGUUUGUCUGCACUGUCAUUUGAAGGUUUUGUAGAUUGUAGUUUUUUUAACUGCUUCAUGUUUUGCUGUUUCAUAUAGAGCCAGUUGUGUGUUCUUCCUCCUUUAAACAUGGCAGAAACAUAGAUGAUGUGUCUGAUGCUGCUUAAAACUGUACUGUAAUGCAACAAUUCUUGUCGUAGACUUAAAGACAUUCUAAGACCAGAUUUGUAGUGAUGCUGUUGUUCCUCUGUCAUAAGGGUGAGUUCAGGACACUAUACUUGUGAAAAUUUUGGCUGUGACCUUGACAGAGAAGCUCAUCCUUAUGAUGAAUGCAAAUCACCAUUGUGCAGAAAGGUGAAACUAACAGGCUAUGAUUUGCUAUAUAAGUGCUAAAGCGAGGCUGAACAUUUUCAUUGUCUCUGCGUAUUUUAUGUGCUCGUGGAUAAAGAGCCACAACCUGAAAAGUGUUUGAAAAGUGUUUGUAAACAUCGGCUGAAACAAAUUUUACAGACUGGUAGUUACCUGCUUCAAUGCAAUAAGCUAGACUACUACUAUUGUGAAGAACCAUUGCACAUAAAAUGAAAGUUUACAUUCCAACUGGCAAAUUGUAAGCAAUAGUUGCUGGUCUAUUAAACUUGCUACAGCAGUAUUCACUGGUAAGGUCAUUACAUAUUGUUUUCUGUUCUUGGUAUGUUGUAAUAAGGUAUUGUAGCCUCAAACAGGGGCUAAACCUUGUUUUUCUGUGUUACGCUGAAGUAGCAUGAUGGGAUGAAUGGUGGGCUUGAAGUGUCACAUGUUACUCUAGUUCAUGGCUUCAAUUUGUUCAAUUUUGUCAUGUGCUGGACUGUUUGUACUCGGGGAUUCCUUGUAGGUUGUUUUGCUAUGCUAUUCUUUGCUGUGUCAGUAGUACCAAAAUAAGCUGUUUAAAGAGCCAAGUCAUGGGUGGAGAACUGCAGAGAGUACAAAGUAAAUGUGUGUGAUUCUUGUGGUUGGGGUACUGGCUGGGCUAUGUGCUUUUUUCUAGUUUGCCUUAUUUAUUGCUGGCUGUGUGAACUGUUUUUUGUCCAGAUGCUGCCGAAUGUCAAGACACUGCCUGUUGUGAAAAUGCUAGAAUAAACAUGCUUCUUUGCUAAGCCUUGUUAUAA